GUAUUUACCAUAGUAAAUUCGGCUUGAGCCGUUUCUGUGGCGCUAUGACACCGUCAAAUUUCACAGCCAAAGUGGUGCUAGUUGAUAUUGAAGGCACCACAACCUCGAUUAGUUUUGUGCACGAUGUCCUAUUUCCGUAUGCCAAGAAAAAUGCUGGAAACUAUUUGCAGGAAACAUGGCAAACGAAGGACACAAAGGAAAUCGUAAAGAACUUGCAGCAAUUGCCUCAAUUUGCCGAAUAUGUGGAAUCUCUAGAGUCAUCAUCCGAUGUAGAUCAGCAGCUAAUCACUAAAUUUGUAAGUUAUCUUAUCGAGAGAGAUUUGAAGGUGACGCCGCUGAAAACGCUACAAGGUUUAAUCUGGGCUAAGGGUUAUGCUGCCGGAGAACUAAAGGGACAUGUAUAUGAGGAUGUGUCCGCUGCUUUCCAGGCAUGGCGUGAUGCUGGUCUACAAAUUGCCGUCUACUCCAGCGGCAGUGUGGCGGCCCAGAAACUAAUAUUCCAGCACAGCAUUGCGGGUGAUUUGCUGCCACAUCUCAGCGCACACUUUGACACACACGUGGGCCACAAACAGCAGUCGGAGUCGUACACAAAGAUUGCUCAAUCUCUGCAGGUGGAACCACAACACGUGCUUUUCCUCACUGAUGUUCCAGGCGAGGCCGAUGCUGCCCGAGCUGCUGGCAUGCAGACCAUAAUACUCCAGAGACCUGGCAACGCACCCUUAAGCGAGGAGCAGAAGCGUGACCACGUCCUGGUCGAUGACUUUACGGCUCUACUGAAGCUAAAGCCACCGUCUGAAUAAAGCUUUGACUUGGGUAGACAAAAGAA
Drosophila innubila is the source of this 826-nucleotide messenger RNA. RefSeq names its product enolase-phosphatase E1 (gene Enoph). NCBI's taxonomy places the organism in Eukaryota, Metazoa, Arthropoda, Insecta, Diptera, Drosophilidae. The transcript has 3 exons. The record is from RefSeq and is a predicted model, not a curated record. Bases 45 to 800 code for a protein of 251 amino acids. Gene Ontology annotation, molecular function: magnesium ion binding; acireductone synthase activity.